AUGCGCUUUUCAAUUUUGAGCGCGCGCUUUUACUAUGCAACGGCCAACAGUCAACAUGUGCCAUAAAUAAAAGUACUCGCACUAACGGUAAUGUUCUGGGUGCAUGUUCUCCCGUGUGUCUGCUGCUCUUUUAACUUUUUUUUGUUGGAGUGUUCACAGUUUCAGUACGGCUCGAAACUCGAACGGAAGUGGAACAAACGAAGCGGAAACCCACACGAUACGAAUAUGGAAAAACUUUUUCAUCAACAACAAAAUAUAAUCAUGGCAAUUUGGUCAAUGUAAUAAUAUACAGCUAUGACUAAUUGUAAUUACAACUUGCGGCGCGGUUGAACUGAGCACACUUCAGUUCAGUUCAAUUCAGAAUUUCGAGUCUCGUGUCUGUUUUUUUUUAUUUUUUUGGCUGCAUUCAAAGUCAAGUGAAAUUUUUGUCGGUAUCUGUUGCGGUCGGUUUUUUGUUGGCUUUUGUCGGUCUCGGUCUUUGUCUAAAGGAUUUGCACAAAGCACAUUAAAUUUUUGGACUUUGCUAAGAUGAUGACUGCGUGAAGAAAUCAAUAAGACAGGCAAGACGAGGCGAUGAGCAGCAGCUGCCAAAGCAUUGCAACGGCGGCGAGCAGUGCCGCCACCACAGCAGCUGCCGUCUCCAUCUCGGUGUCCAAUGCCACCUCGGUGGGCAGCCUCAUUGCGGCCGCCUGCAACCUGCAGCAGCCACCGACGUCGCACUAUGUCAAUGGAACGGGCAGCUUGGGUCGCCUCAAGUUUCAUCACAAGAGUCUCGAUGCCAGCGAUGAGGAGCUUGAGUAUACGCAGUUGUCGAAGUCCACACACAUCCUUGGACGCUACAAGUCGGAACGCUUUCUGGCCUCCAAGCCGGAUGAGGAUCGACGACGUCGCACCAUCAUUGUGGAGAAGAAGAACGAUUCCUAUGGCUUCACCCUGCAAAGCUAUGGCAUCCAUUACAAAUGCGACGAGGAGCUGGAGAUGAUUACCUAUGUGGACUAUGUGGAGUACGGUGGACCAGCUUAUCGGGCUGGGAUGCGGGAGGGCGAUGUGAUACUCUCGAUCAAUGGCAACGAUAUGGAGAAGGCUGAUCACAAGACCAUUGUGGAGUUUAUCAAGAAGUGCGACAUGAGAAUGCGCAUGGUUGUGCUCUUCGAGGAUUGUGUGCGAAAGGUGGAUCUGCAUAUGAGGUAUAUACAGCUGCAGACCUUGUUGCAGCAGAAGAUGAACGAGCUGGAGCGUGUGCAUCUGCGUGAACGCGAGCUCCUCGAGGGCAAGUGGAAGACGCACAGUUUGCCGGCACGCAAAAAGGCGAAUGCCAACACUUCGCCCAGCGAUGCUGAAGGCAUCUCACCCACAGAGUCAACGGCAGUCGAGGCGGGAUUCUAUCGUCCCGCGCUGUCCACGGAGGAUGUACCCAAUUUGGCAAUGCGACAGCAACCGAUUAUAAUACCGCCGCCAGCGCAAUUUAUGCUCACCUAUCACUAUCUGGAUCCCACAUAUCGCUAUGUGCUGCGACCCACAACGCACGGCAAUGCGGACAACUAUAUUGAGGGCGGUGUGAUUGGUUUGCAGCGCAGCAGCAGCAGCAUCGAUCACCAGGCCACCCAACAACAGCAACAGCAGCAACAUUAUAUGAUGCAGCGGACCGAAUCGCUGGACACGAAUACAGCGAGUCAGGGGACGGCAAGCACCACGCAACAGUAUCACAGCGCUAGCGCAGGUGGCGGGGUCGGUGGGGGAGUGAAGCCACCGGCGCCACCUCCGAGGACCUGUGAGAAGCACAAGCCGCCUGCGAAGCCACCGAAGUUGGAGAAGUCAAAGCAUUGCCAUGCCGGACACUCGUGCAAUCCCUGUGUGGGUCACUUUCGCUGGAAGUCUUCCGAUAAGUCAGCCGAAAAGUCGCACAAUAAUAAUGGCGACAACGUUAGCCUCGAUGCCUACGAUUUGGCCAGUCCCUGCUGCGAUACGCAGUGUGUGCCCAGCAGGCGUCGUCAUCGCCAGCACAAGGAACAUGUGCACAAGCACAAGCAUCGGGAACGCGAGCGUUCCGAGAGCAAACACUCUGCAGCCUCGCGUGGCAACUCACAGACUCAACAACAGCACGCCUCGCCCAGUGCAAUGGAGGCCAAGGCGAUUGCCGCUGAGCGGCCGACGGGGGGACAUCAUCAUCAUCACCAUCAUCACAGGCACCGGCAUGAUCAGACGCAGCCGGCAACGCAGUCGCAUCAUCAUUACCAUCAUCAAACCCCUCAAGCGCACUCGCAAACGCAAUCCCAGGCGGGAAGCGUGCGUUCGCGUUAUUUUGACCUGGCCUCGGGUUUGGCCAGCCAUUGCAGUCUGCACUCGUGUACGUCGAGUGAGUUUGCGCCAGCGGAUUCCGCCUCCUAUACCACCUCCAUCAGCACGGACACACUGUUCUGGGAUCCCAAGAGCGAUGCAGCGCAGCAAGCAUCGCGUCAGCAGUCGACCAAGUCGCGUCAAUCGUAUGAACAGCAGCCAACUCAACAGCAGCAACAGCAACAGUUGCAGCAACAGAUGCAGCAACAACAACAGCAGCCGCAUCCACAUGUGCAUGCUCAUCAUCAUCAGCAGCAACAGCAGCAGCAUUAUCAUGUGACCACCACACAGAUGCAGCCGUCCCAGAUCUAUCCCAACACCAUGACCUAUGUGCAGAAGCCCAAGUCGUGGGAUAAUCUGGCCAACAAGGCGCUCGUCGGCCAAGGCUAUGGCUAUGGCUAUCUCGAUACGGUGGCCAUGACGCCGCCCGUCAAGCUGCAGCUGGCCCAGCAACGUCAUUCGAUGCCCCGGCGUAAUCCCUAUGGCCGUUUCUCCACCUACGGCGAUGUGGAGAACUAUGCACCGCCACCCACUGAGUUUGUGGGUGAGCUGACAACCACCACGACCACAACGAUCACGGCCAAGUCCACGGAGGAGCUGCUGGCUGCAUGCGAUUGUCUGACACCGCAGCAGCAACAGGCGCUGAAGGCCGCUCAAUAUCAGUUGAGCCAGAAUCAGAAGUUGUCGCAUCACAACACCUGUCAAAUGGGUUACUAUUCGCAUCUGCCCAGACCCACGGCCGAUGUGGGCAUCUCAGUGGGUCAGCAGCCCCACCAGACGACGUCAUCGAAUAAUGGUUGCGAUGUGUCCACAGUAUCGGAGGCGACGCGACUGUAAAGCGUGUCUCUUUGAUCAACCGUCUUUUGGAGCGGAGUUCACAACGAAUGCCCUCGCUAUAAAAUGCUCAAUAUAUACACUAUAUAUAUAUAGACACAUAUCCAUCAUUCAUUUGUAAACUUAUGUGAGCAUUCAGUGUGAGACUCCGUGAAUACUUGUACAUCGAAAUAAUUAGCAGCCAAAUUUUUUAAACUUUUAACUUGCACUUCCCGAAGAGAACAUAUUCCAUAUUACCGAUUACCGAUUACCACAGGAAUCGGACCAGAUCGAUAUACAUACAUACGAGUACGAAACAUAUAUACGAUAACUAGACGCAUUGCAGUUACGAAUUUUUGUUUUCGGAUUUUUUUAAAGACUGAAAGCUACGCGUAUAUUUUAAAAGAGAGGUUUAAGAUCUGGCGUCAGUAAAAACAUAAGUAGUUGAAAUACUGUAAUACUUAUAACAACAACAACAAUAAGAAGAAGAAGAACAACCAAAAUGCAUGUAGUUAUUGUUUUUAUCACAAUUAUAUAUAAAUACGUAUACUUAAAUAUUUAUUAUAUAUAGAUCAAUUAUAGAUCUGAAAUACUGAUAUCGAGCAAUGUAAUUUAUUCAUUGUGAUACUUAUAGUGUGCAAUGAUUGGGCACUGAAAAUCUAAGAGUGUAUCUUUGGCAUGCCGAAGCUUAAAUCGCCCUUGCAGAGAAGCAUAGUUUUAUAAAUAUAUUCAAAGGAUAUAGUAGUCAAAUUUUGAGAAAAUUUCGUAGUUUUAUAUUCGAAAGAUAUGGUAGUAAAAUUUUGAAAAAAUUUCGUAUAGGACAAUAUAUCAAAUUGAUAGCUUGUAGAUUUUGUUCGAAUUAAUCUUUGAACAAUCGUUCUUAUGAUUGCUAUAUGAUAUAGUAAAGCGAUCUGGCCAAUUCUGGUAAAUAAAAUGAUAUUAUCCGAAGUUUCAUUUAGAUAGCUUUAAAAAUGAGAGACUAGUUUGCAUAGAAACAAAAGGUCAGUCGGACAUAAAGAGAGAAAAAUAGUUAAUUCCAAAUUCAUGCUUCCUCUGCUUGGGUAGAACAAGAACCAUUUUAGUGUAUUGUAUGAUUAUUUGGAUAAACAAAAAACAUGGCGCUUUUUAUGUAAUGCUAAUUGUAAAUGUUAUAGUACUUUAUGUAAUGCAAUAAAAAUUCACUGUGUGUUCAUGUAGUAUGACUCAUAAAACCAAAAAACCAAACAAUACGAACAAAUC
Molecule: messenger RNA, 4389 nt
Organism: Drosophila nasuta
Lineage: Eukaryota; Metazoa; Arthropoda; Insecta; Diptera; Drosophilidae
Gene: ssp6
Product: PDZ domain-containing short spindle 6
Exons: 3
Coding region: 574-3174 (866 amino acids)
Molecular function (GO): protein binding
Source: RefSeq, a predicted model, not a curated record